Messenger RNA from Striga hermonthica, 321 nucleotides. NCBI's taxonomy places the organism in Eukaryota, Viridiplantae, Streptophyta, Magnoliopsida, Lamiales, Orobanchaceae. The record is from the annotation of a GenBank genome assembly.
AUGGAGGAUUUGAUUGGUCCAAGGUUGUACAGCUGCUACAAAUGCAGAAACCCUGUUGCUCUUCAUGACUCUAUUAUCUCUAAAGGAUUUCAGUCGAAAAACGGACGAGCGUUUCUGUUUUCUCGUGCGGUGAACGUGUUCGCGGGCCGGAAAGAGGAUCGGCAGCUGAUGACGGGCCUGCAUAUGGUGGCCGACGUGCACUGUCGGGAUUGCAAAGAGGUUUUGGGGUGGAAGUAUGAGAAGGCCUAUGAGGAUUCACAAAAGUACAAGGAAGGUAAAUUUGUGCUUGAGAAAUUCAAGAUUGUUAUCAGUGAAAAUUGA